AUGAGGAAAUCUUUGGUUAUAGCCUUUUUCGUAACCAUAUGCUUCAUUGCUUUUGUCAUAUCCAAGAUUGUUAUCUCAAUCCUCCUCUAUAAAAGAUGGAAAAGGAAACAUGUCAUUUAUGAAGGCUAUACAGGAGGUAAGAUGGUGAUAUUUAGGUCUUCAAUUCUUAAAUCUUUAACAACUGAGAUGGUGUUAAAGAAGACACAGAAACUGAACAACAAGGACAUUAUUGGUUCUGGUGGUUAUGGUGUAGUUUACGAACUAAAACUGAACGAUUCUGCGGCCUUUGCUGUGAAAAGAAUGAACCGCGGAACUGCAGAGAGAGAUAAAGGUUUUGAAAGAGAGUUACAAGCAAUGGCAGACAUAAAACACCGCAAUGUUGUGACUCUUCAUGGAUAUUAUACUGCGCCACAUUACAAUCUUCUCAUAUAUGAGUUAAUGCCUAAUGGAAGUUUGGAUUCCUUUUUGCAUGGGAGAUCGGCGAACAAGAAGGUUUUGGAUUGGAAAACAAGACACGGAAUAGCUUUAGGUGCAGCUAGAGGAAUAUCAUAUCUUCACCAUGAUUGUAUCCCUCACAUUAUCCACAGAGAUAUCAAGUCAAGUAAUAUAUUGCUGGAUCAAAAUAUGGAAGCUCGAGUUUCGGAUUUCGGGUUAGCCACGCUAAUGGAACCAAACAAAACUCAUGUUUCAACAAUUGUUGCUGGAACUUUCGGAUACUUGGCUCCAGAAUAUUUUGAUACAGGAAGAGCAACAGUCAAAGGGGAUGUUUACAGUUUCGGAGUUGUGUUGUUGGAGCUUUUAACCGGAAAGAAACCUAGUGAUGAAGCAUUUAUGGAAGAGGGAACAAAACUCGUGACAUGGGUGAAAGCUGUUGUUCAAGAGAAGAAAGAGGAAUUAGUUCUUGAUAGUAGCUUAGGUUCAUGUUGUCCAAUGCAUGAGGUCAACAAGGUGUUCAACAUUGCAAUGAUGUGUCUUGAACCAGAUCCUCUGGACAGGCCAACUAUGGCUGAAAUCGUCAACUUGCUCGAGAAAACCGAAACAGGUUCCUGA
Molecule: messenger RNA, 1050 nt
Organism: Vicia faba (fava bean)
Lineage: Eukaryota; Viridiplantae; Streptophyta; Magnoliopsida; Fabales; Fabaceae
Source: the annotation of a GenBank genome assembly